Molecule: messenger RNA, 2353 nt
Organism: Danio rerio (zebrafish)
Lineage: Eukaryota; Metazoa; Chordata; Actinopteri; Cypriniformes; Danionidae
Source: RefSeq, a predicted model, not a curated record
AAACAAAUAGCAAUAAUUGUGACUUUAACAGUUCUUACAGUAGACUAAAUAUAGGCUAGCAUUUUAAAUUGGCAUUCAUAGAAAAUGGUUUCCUGAUAACACUCAAAUAACUAGCCUAUAUGUAAUAAUAACAACAACAUUUAUUAGCGCUCAUAAUGUUAAAAUCAUAAGAUUCAUAAUAAAAACAAAUUAUUCAUGUAAUUAGGCUAUACUUCAGUAAGAGGUGGAACAUUUUGUGUGAAAAACUAGCAACACAAAAGUCCGUUUUAGAUCAAGUAAUUCAGUCAUACACAAUGAGGACAUGACGGAAUAUUUUAACUCAUAUUUUGCAUAGCCUACAUUCACAUUAAUCGUGAAUACAACAUAUCUCACACAUAAAUACACGGUAAAUAUUAAUAAAUAAGCUAUAAAGUGUUACCAGAGCACUAAAUAGUUGAGUAGACUUACAUUAUUUGAGUUUGACCAAGCGAAGUUUCCGUUCCUGAGGUAAAAUCCCUCAUUAAAACUCAGCCACAUCUCCAUCAGCAAUCACCAGCGUCGGUCUCCAGCAGGAAAUAAAAGUAUCCUUCAUUUCCAGUGACUGCAGAAGUAAUAAACCGAACCCGCGUGUAGCUGCCGGUGUUUAUUAACACAAAUCAUUUCAAUCGUCGUCGACGGCGGAUCGCGGAUGAAGCUGUCAGUCAAACGCCGACCUGUCAAUCAAAACGACCGUUAUAAAGACGCCCCGCUUUCGCGCCUCGCAGUCAAGAGUGGGAACAGAGCGCGGGAAGGAGCCGUUGCUGGAGUCUAUUCGCGGUUUUCAGGGAGUUUCUCUGUCAGCAGCCUGUCAGCUGGAGAUGGAUAAGCCAGCAUCAGUGAACAUCAGCUCGGGGAACAGCUCCGUGGACAGACGCUCGUUCCUGGAGAGCAGUGGAUACCAGCACCUGGAGCCCGGAGAGCUGCGGGUGCUGAUCCCGGUGCUGCUGGGGGUCAUCUGUGUUCUUGGCUUCAGCGGGAACGUGACGGCUAUGGGUGUCCUGAUCACCAACGCACGCAAGAGUAAACUGUCCCUAAUCAACGGGCUCAUCCUGAACCUGAUGAUGGCUGACGGUCUGGUGCUGGCGUUCACGGUUCCCUUCAGAGCGGCGGCGUACUCACGGGCCAGCUGGACACUGGGGCUGUUCAUCUGCAAGACCUGCGACUGGUUCCUGCACUCCUGCAUGGCCGCCAAGAGCUUCACUGUCGCCAUCAUGGCUAAAGCCUGCUACAGGUACGUCAGCAACCCUACCAAACAGGUGAGCAUCCGCAUGAAGACCAUCCUGGUGGUGCUGAUGCUGGCAUGGCUGCUGGCUUGUGUGUUGCCCCUUCCCCAAUGGCUCUUCUCCAAACUCCAGAAGGAACCCAAUGGGAUGGUGUGUGUUCAGAUGGUGCCACUCCAUGCCCAUAACUUCAUGUCAAUAUAUGUGAAGGCGUACCCGCUCCUAGCCUACUGUAUGCCGCUAAGCGUCGCUCUUCUUUACUUCUGGAAGGCGUACGGGAGAUGCCAGAGGAGGUCAAGCAAGACGCAGAACCUGCGGACUCAGAUCCGUUCUCGAAAGUUAACGCUAAUGCUGUUUAGCUUGACUGUAGCCAUGGCUAGCAUGUGGCUCCCGCAGUGGGUGUCGUGGGUGUGGAUGCGGCACGCGGUGGAGACGGGUGGAGGGUUCCCUCCAGUGCUCUUCAGUCUGUCAGCGCAGAUACUGAUGUUCUCCAUCUCGCUAAUAAACCCGCUCAUCGUCCUGUCUCUCUCCGAGGAGUUCCGCGAGGGCUACAUCGAUUUAUGGCGGAGGCUCACUCUUCGUAAACAACCACCGAAGAACAAGCCAGGACCGCACACCCCGACUGCCCCCAAAUCGCCCACUCCACGCCAAGAGACGGCUGACCUGCCUCCACAGCGGGCAGAGCAGCCGGAGACCCCGCCGGACGCCGCACCGCAGGACAGUCCCAACAAUAAAGACGGGAUAGUUCUGCAGGAUGUGGAGCAGUUCUGGCAGGAGCGGGAGACGGGCUCCCAGAGCCAGGAGAACGACCCCAUCCCCUGGGAACACCAGGAGCCCAAAGGGGGACAACAGUAAGACUGUAGGAAUCAUUUCAGCAACACAACACAACAGAGCAGACCUCAGCAGAACUCUGGACACUGCGGCUACCAUCACGGACACUUUUCUAUUGUUUGUAUUAGUGCUGGGCGAUAUGACCAAAACCACAUGAUCACGAUAUAGAUCACGAUAACCAUAUAGAUCACGAUAUACCGAAUUCUGUACAUCCAACCAAUCCAAUCCAGUUUUAUUACUGCAAAAGUUUAUCACAUCCAAAAUAAAAGUUUGUUUUGACAUAA